Endocarpon pusillum Z07020 is the source of this 1032-nucleotide messenger RNA. RefSeq lists its product as uncharacterized. The record is from RefSeq and is a predicted model, not a curated record. Gene Ontology annotation, molecular function: thiosulfate-cyanide sulfurtransferase activity. NCBI's taxonomy places the organism in Eukaryota, Fungi, Ascomycota, Eurotiomycetes, Verrucariales, Verrucariaceae. The coding region runs from base 1 to 1032 and encodes 343 amino acids. Gene Ontology annotation, biological process: transsulfuration. The transcript has 2 exons. Gene Ontology annotation, cellular component: mitochondrion.
AUGGCUUUUGCAGCCUUGCGCCCAACUCGCCUGCGUGCCGCUCAAGCCCUUCGACAUGACGUACCUCGACGAUACUUCACGUUUUCGUCCUACAUGGUCACUCCCAAGGAGUUGAAUGAAGCUUUAAAGAAGAAUGCUCGAUCUAAGAUAUCCACAGCUCCAAGAACAAUUCCAAUAUGUGCAGCUUGGUUCAUGCCCAAUGAUCUGCAAGGACGUACCGGGAUCGAAUGCUUCAAGAAUAAGAGGAUUCCUAUGGCACGAUUCUUCGACAUCGAUGAAGUCAAGGAUCACGACUCUCCAUACCCUCACAUGCUCCCAACAUGCGAAACUUUUGCGCAGGCGAUGGAGAAGAUGGGGAUCAGGAGAGACGACGCAUUGGUGGUUUAUGACACGGAAGAGCUGGGAUUGUUCUCUGCACCUCGAGUGGGCUGGACGCUACGAGUCUAUGGACAUCCCAAUGUUCACGUCUUGAACAACUUCCGACUCUGGUGCCAGGAGGGUCUCAGCACAGAAUCAGGCGAGCCUGAAAUCCCGGAGCCUUCGAAAUAUCCAGUGCCGAGCUACCAGACGGAUAUGGUGGUAAAGUUCGCAGAGAUGAAGACCAUCGGGUAUGAUUAUGGUAAGGAGGGGGCAGAAGAAAUACAAAUUCUGGACGCUAGAUCCAAGGGCAGGUGGGAAGGAACGGAGCCAGAACCUCGACCAGGCUUACGUUCUGGCCAUAUGCCGGGCUCUACAUCUAUGCCCUUCCAGGAUCUUCUCCAUCCUGAAACGAAAGCAUUGCUCCCAUCGAAAGAACUGAAGCAGAUCUUCCUCUCUAAACAACUUGACCCGACAAAGCCAAUCAUAGUCAGUUGUGGAACAGGUGUCACGGCUGCUGUUGUUGAGGCGGCCCUGCAGCAAGCAAAUUUCGGGAAACCAGAUGACCGCAGAUUGUAUGAUGGGAGCUGGACCUCGGGUUUCCGAGUCCAGCGGAUUGGUGCGGACAGCGAAGGCAAGACAAUGAUCAGGGAUGGCACGAUGCGCGAUUUGUAG